This is a messenger RNA of Trypanosoma conorhini, 2586 nucleotides long. Its product is annotated as putative nucleoporin interacting component (NUP93). Gene Ontology annotation, molecular function: structural constituent of nuclear pore. The record is from RefSeq and is a predicted model, not a curated record. Lineage: Eukaryota; Euglenozoa; Kinetoplastea; Trypanosomatida; Trypanosomatidae. Bases 1 to 2586 code for a protein of 861 amino acids. Gene Ontology annotation, cellular component: nuclear pore. Gene Ontology annotation, biological process: protein import into nucleus; poly(A)+ mRNA export from nucleus. The transcript has a single exon.
AUGUCCGUGCUUCGAGACGUGUCGGGUGGCGUCCUCAGAUCGCAGAAUCAUGAAAAAAGUGCUGCCGCUGUCGCUACGGACCCCGGAGGUGACGUGCGCGGGAACAUCGCGCGGCUAACCGCCCGGGCCCGCCAGCUACUUGCCGACGACACGGACACGCGUGUGGUGCGCAACGGUCUUAGCGCCUAUGAGACCUCGCGGAAGGUGGCGGCAGAUGUGUCGGCGCGUGCGCGGGCCCCUGGGCAAGCCGGCGCUACGCAGGCAUCGGUGGAACUCUUCAUGGCCAGCCUUGGGUUUAACCUCCAAGAGCAGCAGCGUCUCCUGCAGCAGCUGCAGGCAAGCCAGGGGCCGCUUACAGCAACAGGUGAUGUUGGGGCGGCUGCGAAGACUUCCGGCGCCUUUUUCCACGGGCAGGUCGAUGACGAGUUGGGCAGCACGUUGGAAAGCUUUGUGGCGAAUCGGCGGCAUGAAAUCAUGCGGCGCAGCAUGGAUGAAAUGCAUUGUCGCGUGGAAGAUUUGGUGCAGGAGCGCUCUGAGAUCAUCAUCCGUGCCUCAUGGGAGAGGUGCUGCAAGGAAGUGGCAGAUGUCUUUGAAUCCUUCUCCCUAAAGGCGGGUGGUGGCGGUGGCGAGGUCGCUCGAGGCAAAAUGUCUACCACGGGUGUGAACCCCGCUGGUACCGUGCGGCCACGUGCGGGAGUGAUGGCGCUCCUUAACGGACGAGAUGCCGCAUCCAUGCGCAUUCUUAACAAGAUUGCUGGCUUUGCCAGGAUCGUUGAUACGCAGCCGCCACUGCAGUGGGUACGGUGUUUUGCCGCCCAUGUUGCGGAUGACGCCCCGUUUGUCACGGACGAAGUCGCCCUUCUUUGGACAACGGUGGAGCAGAUUCUGCAGCCAAUUCUACAGCUUGGCUCUGCUAGUACGAACAUGACCUUUGUUGCCUCCAGCCGGCACAUGAUGGAACGCAAAGCGCUCGUUAGUGUGCUGUCACGCGUACUUAAGGUGGAGCCUGAGAGGUUUGGUGAACUGGAGAAUAUGCAUGCCACACGCUUUAUCAGUAUUAUGGGGCGCUACACGUCAUCAGCGAAUCCGUGGGCACACAUCUACACCGCCAUGCGCUGUGGUCGUUAUGACGCUGCUGCCAUUGUUGCCAACAACGCGGGAUUCCGCUUGGUGGAAGCAAAACUAGAAGCUUACGCCAAUGCGCACACGACACAGCGCAGCACUUUGCCGCCGGCCGUUGAAUUACGGUCAUUGUACGAAGAGGAGGCGACGCGGGCGGAUCCUUACCGACAAAUUGUCCUGCUUCUCUUGCUAGUUGGUAAUACAGGAGAGAGUAGCGACGUGGUGCUCUCGGCGGUGGCGUCACUGUCGUCAAAGGUGGCGCGAUCUCUUGAGGACGCGCUGUGGAUUCGCCUCUUCUGUGUGCGCUCGGUUGAGUUGCAAGACGGCAAUAAGCUCCAGUCCCUCGCUGAGAUGCAGCGUCUGCUUCUUGAUGACAUGCAGGAGCUCGUGGAACUGGUUCGCGGCGAUGUGGUGCGUUUGGCGUCGCUGUUGAUUCAUGCACUACUUCCCUCCUCUGGACUGCGGCUUCUCAUCGAAGGCGACAACACAUACGUAGAUGGCGUUCAUCUUGCCAUGUGCUUUCACAACUCGAAUCUCUUGCCGUGUGGUGAUGUGGAGGUGCCAGUCGACCUCAGUCGGCUCAUUCCACAGUACUGUUCCCUCGUCCUGCUUGACGCGGAUAAGCGUCAUGCCUGCGCCGCGUAUGCAGGGGCAGCUGUGUUCCGCUACUUUCUCCGGACAAACCUUGUCGACGCCUUUGUCGAGUACUGCGGAAAUGAGCUGGUGUGUGUGAAGUUGUUUGGGCAGCGCGGGGGCAGCCGCGUCAGCAGUGACGGUGUGCUCCUGCAAGAGCCACCGUCGCCGGAGCUUCUUGAGGCAAUGGAGCGUGUGGCGGAGGCGGGUGCGGCACGUGGCCAGGCGGAAAUUGCGGUCCAUGUCUUCUCCGUCUUGGAGCGUGCCGCCGCGCUCGUCAAGGAUGACGCACGUGCCGACUAUGCCUUGAGUCGGGCCCUGCAGAUUAUCUGCCCAGCACUGUCGCACGCCUUUCAACAGACGCCAUCAGGCGAAAACACAAGUCUGUUUAUGCACGCUGCCGCGCUGCAGGAGCGAGUUGCGUGUUCCGAACGCGUUGUCCCGCAUGCUUGCGCUGAAGCUUUUCAGAUACUUUGCAAGAUGGGAGAAGUCUUUCUGGGUGUCGCGCGCGGCGAGUUGGAGGUUGCCCUUCGGUGCUUCUGGAGUCUUCCCUUCAUCCCGACCACGGCAGAGGACAUUGAGCGCUGCGCUGAGCUCUUGGAUACAGCAACUGAGUCCAUCGCAACGGCAGUGCCGCCGAUUCUGCUGCUCGUUAUGCAAAGCAUGUUGAAACUUGCGGAGGUGCUCAAGUCAAGAGGACAGACGAGCGAGGCGGCGCAGAUGCAGCGACGGGCGCAGACAUUGACAAUGUGGGUGCGGCGGUGGAAAAGACUCGUGUCUCGGCAGCUCAUUGAUGAAUUGACAUCCCUAGAAAGGCUACUUGCGCUCUGA